This is a messenger RNA of Aspergillus heteromorphus CBS 117.55, 2138 nucleotides long. Its product is annotated as acyl-CoA desaturase. Gene Ontology annotation, cellular component: membrane. The coding region runs from base 436 to 1869 and encodes 477 amino acids. Gene Ontology annotation, biological process: lipid metabolic process. The record is from RefSeq and is a predicted model, not a curated record. Gene Ontology annotation, molecular function: oxidoreductase activity, acting on paired donors, with oxidation of a pair of donors resulting in the reduction of molecular oxygen to two molecules of water. The transcript has a single exon. NCBI's taxonomy places the organism in Eukaryota, Fungi, Ascomycota, Eurotiomycetes, Eurotiales, Aspergillaceae.
CCCCCCCCCCAAAACACAACAUACAAUGCUCGCAUAGGCUGGUCCUUGUCGCUCUUCCGUCGUUCCUGAACCCAACCCCGAUCCCCCAACACGGUACCAACGCGUGCCAACCAUGGCUGCAACCCGCAAUGCGGUCACCGCUCCUUCGCCGCCCGCGCGCAAAGACGCCCUCCUGUCCCGACGGUAUAUCGAGGGCCUCAUCGCGGACGGCAAACAUGUCAUCAUCUUCGACAAUCGCGUGUUGAAGGUCGAUGCAUGGAUCCCAUACCAUCCCGGAGGAGACAAAUCCAUUCGACACAUGGUUGGGAAGGAUGCCACGGACGAAAUCAAUGCGUACGUGGCCUUCCCCCUAGAUUCAGAUUCUCGCCCUCGGACCCCCCAUUGACUGUGCGCCAUUUCCUAUCCAGGCUACACUCCAAGGAAGCGCGGCAACGCAUGCUUUCUUUCCAGAUCGGUCGCAUUCAAGGCCCGUGGUUGAACUUCCUGCCGCCGAUCCAGGGCGGCAAAUACCGUCCCUAUACCGAGGAUUGCGCAUCCGAUGAGGAGAGCUCCGGUCCGGAAAGCUCUGGCCAGGAAACGUCACAGCCCCCGUCCCCGGUCUUCGAUGCUGUCGACACCACGUCAGGCGCUCGUCAACGCAAGCCAGCAGCCCCGACCCCGUCCACGGACAGCGAAGAUGACAAGCCGAAACCGUUCUUUCUCGACGCGCGCACCCAGGAGGAGCUUGUUUUUGACACAGCCAGGUAUCCGUCCCUAGAUCCGGAGAACCAGGAGCGAAUCAAACACAGGUACCGGGAGUUGGAUCAACAGAUCCGUGCGGAGGGGCUCUACGACUGCCGCUACAUCUCGUACUUCAUCGAAUGCUGCCGGUACACGCUCUUCGCCUCCCUAUCCUACUACCUCCUGCAGAUCGGAUGGUACGGGACAUCGGGAUUCUUCCUCGGAUGCUUCUGGCACCAGCUUGUCUUCACCGCCCAUGAUGCUGGCCACAUGGGUAUCACGCACAACUUCCACGCUGACACCGUGAUCGGGAUCAUCAUCGCGGACUACCUGGGAGGACUCAGUUUGGGAUGGUGGAAGCGCAGCCACAACGUCCACCACAUCGUGACGAACGCCCCCGAGCACGACCCCGAUAUCGAGCACAUGCCAUUCUUCGCCAUCUCCCACCGCUUCCUCACCAGCCUGCGCAGCACCUACUACGACCGCGUCAUGACAUUUGAUGCCUUCGCCAAAUUCAUGCUCAAGUUCCAGAACUACCUCUACUACCCCAUCCUCCUCUUCGGCCGGUUCAACCUCUACCGCCUGAGCUGGGAGUACCUCUUCUGCGGCCAAGCCCCGAAGAAGGGCCCAGCCUGGUGGCACCGGUGGUUCGAGAUCGGCGGCCAGGUCUUCUUCUGGAUCUGGUUCGGCUACGGCGUCAUGUACCGGUCCAUCCCGGACUGGAGCAGCCGGAUCAUCUUCCUCCUGAUCUCCCACAUGGUCACCUCGCCCCUACACGUGCAGAUCACCCUCUCUCACUUCGCCAUGUCCACCUCCGACAUGGGCGUCAAUGAAUCCUUCCCCCAGAAAAUGCUCCGUACCACCAUGGACGUCGACUGCCCCACUUGGCUCGACUUUUUCCACGGCGGUCUGCAGUUCCAGGCCAUCCAUCACCUCUACCCCCGCAUCCCCCGCCACAACCUGCGUCGCACCCAGCGUCUCGUCCUCGAGUUCUGUCGCGAUACCGGCAUCCCAUACACCCUCUUCACCUUCUACGACGGCAACAAGGAGGUCAUCGGCAAGCUGGGUGACGUCGCAAAGCAGGUCCGCAUCCUCGAGGAGUGCAGGAAGUCCUGUGCCGAGCAGGGCGUCUUCUCGGAUCACCAUUGAUCUUCGUGGCGUGCUUUACAUACACCUCUAUAUCGGUCGGUCAUUGUAUAGUUAUUCACGUCUACGGCUUGUGCAGCACCGGGGGUUAUCGUGCUCUCCGGCACUUAAUGAGAUAAUGUCUUUCUUUCUUAGAUUAUAUGUAUUUAGUCAGUCAGCUCAGCUCUGAUAGAAUCUCAACUACACUCUAUAGUAUAGAGCGCGUCCGUCUUCUCUCUAUCUUCCAUAUACUUUUUCAAUGUCUUAAUAUCUUGCUUAAUUCGCAGCCUGAA